CGGCUGAGCUCCUCGACUGCUCGACCAAGCCAGUCUCGCACCGCAGAGCCGCCCGCACCGCCUGUACGCCCUCCAGCCGCCGUCGACCGGGUCCGCCUCGUCUUCAUCUUCCGUCCUCGACUCCGUCACCCCUACACCAUGCCGACCGUCACUGUGGACCGCGUCGAGUUCUUCAAGCGCCUCGGGAGGGACUACACGACCAAGGAGUUUGACGAGCUCCUGUUCCAGUACGGCCUCGAGCUCGACGAGGACACCCUGAGCGACCCCGACCACCCAGCUGGCGAGCCUCACCAGCUCAAGAUCGAGAUCCCGGCCAACCGCUACGACCUGCUGUGCAUCGAGGGCAUCGCACGCGCCCUCAAGCUGUACCUGCAACCCGAGCUCGGCGUCCCGACCUAUGCUCUCCGCCCCGCUCCCGCCGGCACCGAGCGAACCGUUCGCGUCAAGGCCGAGACGUCCCAGAUCCGCCCGUACUUCGCGUCGGCCAUCCUCCGCAACGUCCGCUUCGACAAGCUCAACUACGCCAGCUUCAUCGACCUCCAGGACAAGCUGCACCAGAACCUCGCACGUCGUCGCACGCUCGUCGCCAUCGGCACCCACGACCUCGACAAGAUCGCGCCGGGCGACAUCACCUACGAGGCACUUCCGCCUUCCGAGAUCAAGUUUGCGCCCUUGAACAAGACGCAGGAGUACUCGGCGCCAGACAUGAUGGCGCUCUUCAAGGCAAGUCGUCGCGUCGAGGACAAGCACCUGUCGCGGUACCUGCACAUCAUCGAGGACUCGCCCGUCUACCCGAUCAUCUACGACUCGAGCCGUCAGGUCCUCAGCAUGCCGCCGAUCAUCAACUCGGACCACACCAAGAUCACGCUCGACACCAAGAACAUCUUCAUCGACGUGACCGCGACCGACCUGACCAAGCUCGACAUCGUCGUCGACAUGAUCGUCACCAUGUUCUCCGAGUACUGCGAGGACACGUUCGUCGUCGAGCCCGUCAACGUCGUGUACGAGGCCGGCUGCCCGGGCGGCGCGCGCACCGUCGUCUCGCCUCCCCUCACCUCGCGUCCUUUCGUCGCCCGUGCGUCCUACAUCAACUCGUGCACCGGCCUCAAGCUCCCGAGGGACGAGAUCGUCACGCUCCUGCGCAAGAUGGGCCACACGGCCAACACGCCGACGGUGCACCUCGGCUCGGGCUUUGCGCCGCUCAACGCCCAGGCGUCGCUCGUCAUCGACCCGGAGGACGAGAUCCACGUCCACGUGCCGCCGACGCGGCCCGACAUCCUGCACGAGUGCGACAUCAUGGAGGACGUCGCGAUCGCGUACGGGUUCGACAACCUCAAGAAGACGUUCCCGCAGACCAACACGGUCGGCAAGCCGCUCCCGGUCAACAAGCUCACCGACGUGCUCCGGCGACUGUGCUCGGAGGCGAGCUGGACCGAGGUCCUGCCCCUCAUCCUCUGCUCCCACGACGAGAACUACAAGUUCCUGAACCGCGUCGACCCGGGCAAGGAGGCGGUCGUGCUCGCCAACCCCAAGACGAUCGAGUACCAGAUCGUGCGCACGUCGCUCCUGCCGGGCCUCCUCAAGUCGGUGCGCGAGAACCGCAAGCACACGCUCCCUCUGCGCAUCUUCGAGGUGUCGGACGUCGUCGUGCAGGACACGCGCGAGGAGCGCCAGGCGCGCAACGUGCGCCGCAUGGGCGGCGUCUUCUGCGGGCGCAAGGCCGGGUUCGAGGUCGUGCACGGCCUGCUCGACCGCCUCAUGGUCGGCCUCGGCGUGAGGAACCUCGUGUCCGAGUCGAGCACGGGCGAGUCGGGCUACUACAUCAAGGCGUCGGACGACCUUACCUUCUUCCCCGGUCGCUCUGCCGACAUCUACUACCGCGCGCCGCCAUCGGGCGUGGACGCGCACGCGACGCUCGCGCCCCUGUCGUCGGCCAACCCGGACGACGCGCAGGCCGUCCCGGGCUCGACGCCCGCUCUCGCGCCGACGUCGACCCCGGCCCUCGCGCCGACCGGUGCGUCGGACGCGCGUGCUGCUGCCGAGGACGGCAAGGACGAGGACAAGAAGGGCGCGCUCGACACGAUCAAGGACAAGCUCGCGGCGGCGCUGCCGUCGGUCGUCGUCGGCGCGGCCAAGAAGGCCGGCCACGAGGCGCACGAGGCGGCGCACGAGGUCGAGCGGGUCAAGGACGUCAAGGUCGGGAGCCUGGGCAUCCUGCACCCGAGCGUGCUCAAGGCGUACGAGCUCGACUACCCUGCGUCGACGCUCGAGUUCGACGUCGAGCCGUUCCUCUAGAGGGCACCGUGCGUCGGCGAUGAACCGUAGAGGGCCGUGCAACCUGGCUGUACUCGUUUCUCCG
Rhodotorula graminis WP1 is the source of this 2359-nucleotide messenger RNA. RefSeq lists its product as uncharacterized. Gene Ontology annotation, cellular component: cytoplasm; phenylalanine-tRNA ligase complex. The record is from RefSeq and is a predicted model, not a curated record. The transcript is spliced from 10 exons. NCBI's taxonomy places the organism in Eukaryota, Fungi, Basidiomycota, Microbotryomycetes, Sporidiobolales, Sporidiobolaceae. Gene Ontology annotation, molecular function: ATP binding; phenylalanine-tRNA ligase activity; magnesium ion binding. Gene Ontology annotation, biological process: phenylalanyl-tRNA aminoacylation. Bases 139 to 2295 code for a protein of 718 amino acids.